GAGAGAAAAUAUGCUGAAAAUGUCAUUUGUACUUUUUGUACUUUCCGUUCUGCUCUUCUUCACAGCUUCGUAUUUCAAAUUUCGUUGGUUGUAGAAGCAGCUGACUCAACUGAAAGCAGAUGCUGACAAAGCCGCGUCCACAACGACGGAAAUCCAAGCAAAGCUGGUUGUCGCCGAAGAGAAACUGAGGGAUGUUGAGAAAACUCGAGAAAAAGAGAAAGCCGAGGAAGAGAGAAUAAGAGAACAAUAUGCCAACGCUUUGGAAAACCUGAAAUCCGAACUAGCCGAAGCCCAUAGUCGCCUCAGAUCUGCCGAGUCUGCGGAAAAAGAGAGCGAGCAGUUGCGCGCCGAACUUGCUGAGGUGAAGAAACAGUGCGAAGAAGAAGUGGCCAAACAAAAAGAGGAAUCAGAGCAAGCCGUUCAAGAGUUCAAAACGAGAGCAGAGAAAAAACUGGCAAGGAUAAAAGCAUCCGCGGAAAAGGAAGUUAACUCAGCUAAAGCUGAGCUGCUGUUAGAGGUGGAUGAGCUACGACGCAAUCUUUCUGAACGUGAUCGGCGUUUUGAUGAGCUUGUUGUGGAAAAAGCUCGAAUGGAACAGCAGAUUCUUGGGCAGCAGGAGAUGGAGAAGGAAUUGGAACAGCGACGCGCCAAAGAGAAGGAGUUGACGGACUUCCGUAAGAAUGUCGAAAGGCACGUGGUAGAGCUGGAAGCGGAGAACAAACUGCUCAAGGAGAAAAAUGCUGAUCUGAAUAAGUACAAGGAGGAAAGCGAUGCCCGAACUGAAGACAGCGAACGAAAUGUGAAGGAGUUACAACAGAAGAUUAAAGCCCUUGAAGAUGCAAAUGAGGAAGGUUUUCGGAAAGCAGUUGCUAAGCAUGAGAGUAAUGAUAAAAAGGCUGUCAGAGACCUCCAAAGAGAAGUGAAACAACUAUAUGUUGAGCUGAGUGAGAAGACUGAUGCCCUGGACAUGGCGAACGCACGAUUAGCUGAGCUAGAAUCGAGUAGUUCCAACCGUGAAGAAGAGAUUGCAGAAAAGCAAACUCAGCAAGCUGUUGAUGCUUCGCCGAAUGUUGAGAUUGAGGAAGAGCUGGAAUCCAUGCGAAAACGGUUAAAAGAUUCACAUAAAGAGGUUGAUAAUCUUAGAGAAGAGAAUGCCCGAUUAGAGCGACUAAUGGACCAACAGAAUAAGAUUAACUCUGUAUGCACUUUUAUAAAUUUCAAUAUCGCUGCUUAUGCUAUUUGA
Messenger RNA from Cylicostephanus goldi, 1243 nucleotides. The record is from the annotation of a GenBank genome assembly. Lineage: Eukaryota; Metazoa; Nematoda; Chromadorea; Rhabditida; Strongylidae.